Molecule: messenger RNA, 1962 nt
Organism: Dimorphilus gyrociliatus
Lineage: Eukaryota; Metazoa; Annelida; Polychaeta; Dinophilidae
Source: the annotation of a GenBank genome assembly
UAAAAUGGCUCGCUAGAGGGCGUCGGCUAGAUCUGGCCAAAAAUUUUCGUCUGACAAUUGAAUGGAUUUCCUAGGCCAAAGCGUUUGAUUCAUAGAUAUUGAUCGUUGUAUACCUGUUCGAACCCGUGACGUUCAACAAUGUCAACACAAUAUGAACAAAUACCCCCCUGGCGGAGGGAAUUUCUUGAAAAGAGACAGAGGGCUCAGGAAAUGGAACGACUCCGCCUGGAGAGUGCAGCCGAAAAACUCGCCAGUGUACCUAGUUGGAAAAGGGGUCUUUUGGAAAAAAAGAAGCAGCAGAUGAACUCGGUCGUGUAUACUGAUAAGGAAGGAAACGGUACAACUGUCAACGGUUACGGUAACCAUUCAAUCGAGAAAGAAGAACAUUUAUUACCAGUUAAUCAAAAUCCCUGGGUCAGGUCCGAUACCAAAAUUAAACACUCAAACCAACCAGCAAACAACUGUAAACUAAUAUCCAAUAACUUUAACGACUCUGUGUUCGAUGACUCAGAGAACACUGAAGUUGAAUACGGAGCGGGUUUUGUUCAUAAAAUAUUGCAAAAAUUCUCUCACAUGUCGACAAAUGAUUCUCAUCCAAAAAGAUCACAUAGUACGGAUUCUUUAGACGACAGAAAAACGGAGUCUAAGCGACGAAUUCAAUCAGAAAGGACAGACUGUGUUGAUCAGGAACCCAACAAGCUUCCUUCUAAAUCAGUGAGCGUGGAAUCUUUAAGCUCACUUGCUAACUCUCCUGGUAGAGUCCCACAAUCACCAUUGAUAUGCCGCUCUUCAAAUAAAGGUAGUAUUCCAGAGAAUGAAAGACCCAAGAAGAAUAUUGUGAAAUCAGCUCUCUCUAAAUUCCAAACUGGCCCAUUGAGCCCACCAACUUAUACAAAAAGAUCGGCACCGCUUCCACCUCCUUUUUUGAAAAAAACGGAUACAACUGAAAAGUCUAAUGGCUUCUCAAAUUCAAGCCAUUCCAAUGACCCUUGCUCACAAGAGUCUUUCCAGCACUCUUUAAAUAAUAAUGCUAACAUUCCAAGCCAUGAACGUGAUAAAAAUAAAAAGUCUUUACAAAAUGUGAUGAAUAAUUCCACAGAAGUUAUAACUGAAAUUGUUUCAGUCACAGAAGAAGUUAAAAAGGAAGAAUCUCCUAGAGAACCAACUAAACCUGCAAAGCAAAAUCAUUCCAAAACUCGAAAAACAAAUAUAUAUGACUCGGCUCAGGAGCGCACAGAUAGGUCGCACCUCAUUUUAGAAUUUUCUCAUAGAAACCCAGAAAAAAAUAAAAAUUCUACGAACAAAGGUGGUAAACCAGGAAAGUUUUCAUUUGGAGCCGCCUCAAACGUGGUCCCGAAGACGUAUAAUAAGCUAGUACUACAAACUCAUUUAACUAAAUACGAUGAUAUAAAAGAUAAAAAUGAUGAAGUUCGAACACUAGAGGAUUAUAAACAACAAGUUGAUGCUAAUGAAUACGAGAAUCUCCAGACAAAUAUUGAUGAUCUUACAAGUGACGAUGAUGAUAUUCCGGUGACAUAUAUUGAUGAUAUUUUAGCAGAAAAUGAAAUAGAUUUUAUAGGAGCUAACGUUAAAUUAAAUAGAAAUUUGUUAGAGAAGACAAAGAAACCAGGCUCGUUACGAAUUUCAUUCAACGACUCCGAAGAUAUUUUUGAAUAUCCAUCAGAAGCUUCACUAUGGCAGCCAGAACGUACCAAACCUAUCGAACCCUCUAAUAAACCCAGUAAAACAUUUGUGGAUAAUCCAGCUCUACGCUCUACUUCCUCUGGCACGUUGGGAUCGUAUGUGUCUUCUACUCAAGUAGACUAUGUUUGGGGAGAAAGGAAACCUGAAAGUCAGCCUAUUCAAUCAAAUAACAAGAAUGAAGAGAAGAUAUCUAGACAGCAAGAAUCUGCGGAUCACUCUUGGUCGGAGACUUCAAGAAGUUCUCAUUUAUUAUUUUAA